Chenopodium quinoa (quinoa) is the source of this 3018-nucleotide messenger RNA. RefSeq lists its product as uncharacterized. Bases 1 to 3018 code for a protein of 1005 amino acids. The record is from RefSeq and is a predicted model, not a curated record. The transcript has 5 exons. Lineage: Eukaryota; Viridiplantae; Streptophyta; Magnoliopsida; Caryophyllales; Amaranthaceae.
AUGAAUUCGAUGUCUCUCCAUCAUAUUGAUGUUACUGUGAAGAAAGGGCUUGGCUCGACGGCAUGGCGUCUCACUGGUUUUUAUGGGUGGCCGGAGGUUCAUAAUCGUCAUUUGUCAUGGAAAUUAUUAAAUGAUCUCUAUACUGGGGGGAUUAGGGAGUGGGUUUGUUUGGGUGAUUUUAAUGAGAUUUUGGCAGAUUCGGAGAAGAAAGGGGGUCGGGAUAGGGCUCUAUGGCAAAUGCAACAUUUUCGUGAAGUGGUGGAUUUAUGUAAUUUGCAAGAUAUUCCUUUUACGGGGUAUGAAUUUACUUUCGACAAUGGUCAAUUUGGUGAUGAUAAUGUGCAAUGUCGAUUGGAUAGGGCUCUUGCUUUACAAGAAUGGUUAGAUGUUUUUCCUAAUGCCAAGCUUGUUCAUUUGGAGAGAGAGUGGUCGGACCACGCUCCUAUCAAACUUUUGUUGGGGUUGGAUGGUCAGUCGAAUGCUAAGGGGAAGAGGUUGUUUCGGUUUGAACAUAUAUGGACCGAAAGUGAAAAGUGUGAGGAGGUGGUGGAACAAGGGUGGCUGUAUGGGGGUGACUCGGUUGGGAAUAAAUUGGGGCUGUGUGCUGAAUUACUAUCUUCAUGGAGUGACAAGGAGUAUGAGCAAAUUUUCAGAGAGAUCUGUAGGAAGAGAAAGUGGCUGAGUGCUUUAAAUCGGGGCAGCAGGUCUGAAGCUCGUGUGAAGGAGAGGCGUAAGGUGGUGAAAGACAUUGCGGAGCUGCUGCAUUUCGAGGAGAUGUACUGGAGGCAGCGCCCUAGAGCGCUUUGGUUCGAAGAUCAUGAAGGGGUAAGCAAUGUUGCUGUGAGCUAUUUUAAGAAUCUUUUUACCUCGUCAAAUCCGGUCAAUUACGAGGAUGCAUUAGAUGGGAUUGAGAGGAGAGUUUCAGUCAGGAUGAAUGAUACUCUUUUGGCAGAUUUUUCGGCGGAUGAGGUGUUUAUUGCUCUUAAACAAAUGCAUCCAUUGAAGGCUCCGGGUCCUGAUGGUCCUGCUGUGACUAAUUUGGUUAUUGGGGUGUUAAAGGGUAAUGCUAUUCCCGAUACUAUUAAUAAAACCUUUAUUGUUGUGGUGUAUAAGUUGAUUACUAAGGUGCUUGCUAAUCGGCUGAAAUCUUUUCUGUCGGAUAUUACCUCAAUUAAUCAAAGUGCCUUCACUACGGGUAGAUUGAUUACUGAUAAUAUUUUGGUGGCUUUUGAGGUUUUUCACCAUAUGAAAAAUUCGAUGAGUGAUAGUGGUCAUCUUGCUUUGACAUUGGAUAUGGCGAAGGCUUAUGAUAGAGUGGAGUGGGGUUUUCUGAGAGUGGUGAUGAGUAGGUUUGGUUUUGCAGAUGUAUGGGUUGAUCGGGCAUUAUCCGGAUUACUUCGAAGAGCUGUGGAACAAGGUAGUCUUCAUGGUAUCAAGAUUGCGACAACGACCCCUCCUAUCUCUCAUUUGUUGUUUGCGGAUGACAAUAUUAUUUUCUCUAGAGCUAAUGUUGAUGAGGUUGAGAAGAUAAAAAAUGUGUUGAAGGUGUAUGAAGAGGCGUCGGGUCAAAUGGUUAAUCUUGGGAAAACGACGGUGUCUUUUAGCAAAGGGGUGCCGGAGGAUCGGAAGGGUGCUUUAGCGGAUGCCCUUGGUGUUAAUGUAGUUGAUAUUCACGAUAAAUAUCUUGGUUUACCCACAGUUAUUGGGAGAUCGAAGAGAGUCCUUACUAAGGGGAUUCGUGAGAAAUUAUGUAAGAGACUACAAGGGUGGAAGGGGGGAAUUUUAUCUAAAGCGGGUCGGGAGGUCUUGAUAAAGGCAGUGGCCCAAUCUAUCCCGACCUACGCGAUGAGUGUGUUUAAAUUCCCCUCCUCGUUUUGUGAUGAAUUGCGUUCUUUGGUGGCUAAUUUUUGGUGGGGACAACGAAAUGGGGAGCGAAAGAUUCAUUGGAUAGCUUGGAAGAGGCUCUGUGAACCGAAGGCGGCGGGUGGCUUGGGAUUUCGUGACUUCAAAUUGUUUAAUGAGGCUCUCUUAGGUAAGCAAGCUUGGCGCCUUAUUCAGUUUCCGGACAGCUUGGUGGCAAAGGUUUUAAAGGCUAAAUAUUACCCAAAUGGUGAUUUCAUGUCGUCAGAGCUUGGUGCUACACCAAGUUACUCUUGGCGUGGGAUUUGGGGGUCUAAAUGGGUAAUUAAUCGUGGAGCUAGGUGGAGAGUUGGUGACGGGCUGGACAUUUUGGUGUGGAAAAGUCCCUGGAUUCCGGGUACAAGCUCUAGGAAAGUAGUAUCACCUCGGGGUGAAGCUUCGGAGGAUAUGCGGGUUUGUGAUUUGUUGCAACUUGCGGCGGCUCAAUGGAAUGUCCCUUUAAUUGACAAGCUAUUUCUCCCUUUUGAGAGAGAUAGAAUUUUGAGCAUUCCGGUGAGUUUCCGUCUCCCUCGUGAUAGAAUGUGUUGGGAUCUUGAAAGAGAUGGGGUGUACUCGGUGAGGUCCGCGUAUCGAGCUAUUUUUGGUGAUGUUGGGGUGGAGGGGGUUGCUUCUUCUUCAAGUCCAACUUCAAUUUGGAAGAAGGUAUGGCACGCUUCUACUCUCCCUAGAGUUAAAAUUUUCUUUUGGAGGGCUUGUCUUGGGGCAUUACCAACAGCUAAGGGGUUGCAUCGGAGAGUGCCUAGAAUUUCUCCUUUAUGCUCGAUUUGUGGCGUGGAGGAGGAGACUGAAAUGCAUUGCUUGAGGGACUGUUUUAUUGCGAGGUCGAUUUGGGAGAAGUGCGAACUUGAUUGGAGAGGUGGUGGAGCUGCUCAAAGCUUUGGUGAGGUGGCUUUGUCACGUUUGGAUGGGCUGCCAAGUAAGGAGCAUGGAUGGUUUAUAACCAUCUGUUGGGUAGUGUGGACAGCAAGGAAUAGGUGGGCGUUUGAAAGGGAAGCUUGCAAUGCGAAGGGGUCGAUAGAAUAUGUCACAAAGCUCAUGAAGGAUUUGCAGGGGGAGGAAGCUGUUUCGGUGAGGGGUGGAAAAGCAUCAAAGCAAUGA